Haplochromis burtoni (Burton's mouthbrooder) is the source of this 6928-nucleotide messenger RNA. RefSeq names its product F-actin-uncapping protein LRRC16A. Gene Ontology annotation, biological process: regulation of Arp2/3 complex-mediated actin nucleation; cell migration. The record is from RefSeq and is a predicted model, not a curated record. The transcript has 38 exons. The coding region runs from base 159 to 4682 and encodes 1507 amino acids. Gene Ontology annotation, molecular function: protein binding. Lineage: Eukaryota; Metazoa; Chordata; Actinopteri; Cichliformes; Cichlidae. Gene Ontology annotation, cellular component: lamellipodium; plasma membrane.
GAAGUGCGUCCGCAUGAGUUGUUUUCACACACACACGCCACUUUCGGGUACUUUUCAAACUGAAACUACUUUUAAUCCAUUUUUAAACUCCUCCGGGUUUCCUUCAGCCGCAGUAAUGCAGACGUAAAGUCAGAGUGUGUGUAGGCAUGUAGGAAUGGAUGAAGACAGUUGCAAUUAGGAAAGCAGGGUGGCGACAGGUAGCCAGAGAUAAGGGAAGAAAACGGGACUACACCUUUACCGCAUUACUCGCCGCUUCCAUCGGUGGAAGUUCCGCACAGCAGCCGCCUUUCUUCUCGGGUCUGCCCGCUUCUCCUGAACUCUCCAGCGGAUUCCUCUUGGGUGUUUACUCCGGCACAAUCAUGUCUGAGGAAACAACGGAUUUCCCUAACGAACUGUUCGAGAGUGUGCGGGAGGCGGUGGGGCGCAGGGUGAAGCUGACCCUGAGGCAGAAAGUCCAGCUGGAGGUCAAAGGUGACAAGGUGGAAAACAGAGUGCUGGCUUUGGCUUCACAUCGAGCCUUUCUGCUCACAGCACGAGUCCCCUCUAAGGUUGAACAGUCCUUCAGCUAUCUGGAAAUCCAGGGAAUCCAAAGCAACAAGCCCACACAGCUGGUGUUGGAGCAUGAGCACGGCUCGUGGAGCCUCCGGCUGGGCUCUGCAGAGGAAGUGGACAAGGUGAUCGCUCACAUCGGCAGCUGUCUGCACCGGAUCUGCCCGGCAGGCGUACCGGUGAAGAUGAUGAGGAAGUUAAACUUGAAGCCCGCGGACAGGCUGGCAGCCCUGCAGGCCAUCUGGGACGAGCAGGCGUCAGCUGACCUGGGACCGUGCGGCGGCUUCUCCCAUCAGUACUGGUGUGUGUGUGAUUACCUCCGCCAGCCGUACAGAGAGGAAGUCCAGUGGGAUGUGGACACCAUCUAUCUCACUCAGGACACCAAAGAGCUCAACCUGCAGGACUUUGUUCAUCUGGACAACAAGGAUUUGAUUCCAAUCAUUACAGUUCUGGAGUACAACCAGUGGUUCACUAAGCUCUCCACCAAAGACUACAAACUGCCGACAGAUGUGUGCGACCAGAUUUUGAGAGUGGUGGCUCGAUCGAGCCGGCUGGAGGAGCUGGUGCUGGACAAUGCUGGGCUCAAAAGUGAUUUUGCUCAGAAACUGGCCGGCGCUCUGGCACACAACCCCGCCUCCACACUUCAAACACUCAAUCUGAGCAACAACUCGCUGGAGGACAAAGGUGUUGCAGCUCUGAGCGCUCAGUUUGCCAAACUGCCCAUGGGUCUAAAGCACGUGAACCUCUCCAGGACUUCCAUGUCUCCUAAAGGCGUAAACAGCCUCUGUCAGGCUCUCUGCGCCAACCCGAUUGUGGCCUCCACCCUCACACACCUCGAUCUGUCGGGAAACUCCCUCCGAGGGGACGACCUCCCGAACCUUCACAGCUUCCUGAGUCACUCAAACGUCCUGGAAACCCUCGAUCUGUCCAAUAGCGACUGCUGUCUGGAGCAGGUGUGUUCGUCCCUGCUCAGAGGAUCUUUGAAGCACCUUUCUGUCCUCAACAUGUCAAAAACAGUCUUUUCUCACAGGAAGUGUAAAGAUAUCCCUCCGUCCUUUAAGCAGUUCUUCAGCUCUGCUCAGGCUCUGACGUCCGUCAGUCUGUCAGGAACCAAGCUGCCUCUGGAGGCUCUGAAAUCUUUGCUGUUGGGACUCGGCUGCAACCCGAACCUCAGCGACGUGUCUCUGGACCUCAGCUGCUGUGAGCUGCGUUCUGGAGGCUCCCAGAUCCUGGAGGGUUGUAUUGCUGAGAUUCCCAACAUUACCAGUCUGGAUAUUUCUGACAAUGGCCUGGAUAUGGAUCUGACCACCCUGCUCGUGUGGCUGGCCAAGAACCGCUCCAUCAGACACCUUUCACUGGGCAAAAACUUUAACAACAUCAAGACCAAGAAUGUGGCUCAGGUCCUGGACAAUCUGGUUCAUAUGAUUCAAGAAGAGGAAUCCCCGCUGACCUCGCUGUCCCUGGCUGAUUCCAAACUCAAGGCCGACCUCUCCAUCGUCCUCAACGCUCUGGGCAGCAACACCUCUCUGACCAAACUGGACAUCAGUGGAAACUCCAUGGGAGACAUGGGGGCUAAGAUACUGGCCAAAGCCCUGCAGAUCAACACUAAGCUCAGGACGUUAGUGUGGGACAGGAACAACCUGAGCCCGCAGGGGCUGCAGGAUGUCGCUGCCGCUUUGGAGAAGAACUACACCAUCCGUUUCAUGCCUGUUCCCAUCAUGGAUGCUGCUCAGGCGCUGAAGGCAAAUCCAGAGAAGACGGAGGAUGCGUUGCUCAAGAUGGAGCAGUACCUGCUGAGGAACCACGAGACGCGUAAAUACCUGCAGGAGCAGGCGUACAGACUGCAGCAGGGAAUCGUCACCACCACCACACAGCAGAUGAUGGACAUGAUGUGUGUGAGGGUGCAGGAUCAUCUGAACUCUCUGAGGUUCACAGAGACCAGCGCCGUUCAGGAGGACAUGAAGGUGGCCGAGAACCUCAUGAGGGAUGCCAGAAACUCCAAAACCCUGCUUCCCAACCUGUACCACCUGAAGAGUGCAGGCUCCACAGGUACGUGUGUCGGAGCUAUUCAGGAUAAACUGGAGUCGAUGGCUGGAGAGAUAGCUGCAGUGAUGGACGACCAGCUGCAGACGAUGCUGAGGUCCAUGGUGGAUGCUGCAGAGGCCCUGUGUCCUAAUGUGAUGAAGAAGAGCAGCCUUCGCCAGGAGCUGCUGAAGGCCGGUGCGGGGAGGAUGACCAUUCCUCGCAGCUUCGCCACCACCACGCUGCUGGAGCAGUCCGGGGUCGACAUCAUCAAUAAGAUCAGUGAAGUGAAACUCGCCGUUGCCUCGUUUCUCUCUGAUCGCAUCGUGGAUGAGAUCCUGGAGUCUCUGUCCAGAUCACAGCACACUCUGGCUGACCAUCUGAUCAGAAAGGACCAACCUCUGGUGCAUCACAAGCCCCAUUUGGAGAUGGAAGUCUUAGAUGAGACAGUUCUGCAGCCAGAGAGCUACGACCAGGAUCAGAACCAAGAUCGGGGAAAUGACCUGGACGAUAUGGACUCCAUGAUGAUACCCAAGUCCAAGAGGAAGAGCAUUCUGGUCAGGAUGCUGAGGCCCGUGUCUGUGGCGUUUGAGUUGGAGUUUGACCUCGACAAAGCUCUGGAAGAGGUACCUAUCCACGUCGAGGACCCUCCUCUUCCUUCUCCUUCACAGCUGGACAGAACGUCAGCGUACUACGAAGACCUCCCCCCUCCCCCGACUCCACAGGACGCAAAAUCUGCCCCGCUGGCCGAGCUGCCGCCCAUGGAGCACAAAACUCUGGAACAUCACACCAAAUUCCGGCCAAAACCCAAGAGGACGAAACCCGCUCGGCCACACCGGGAGGCCACGGGCGGCUCGGCGCCACAGGAAGCAGAGCCGAACAGCAUCAUGGGAAAGCUGGACGAGGGCUUGGAUGACUUCUUCUCCAAGAAAGUCAUUAAACUCGGCUUCAAAAUUCCCUCUGGGAAAGGUCCGUCCACCAGCACUCAGGAAGGAGCGGAUAAAAAACGUGAAUCCAGGAAGAGUGGUUUCUUUAAUCUCAUCAAACGAACGUCCCGUUCAGAGAAGAGCCAUGGAUCUGCCGCCAUCACCCCACCUCAACCUGCCUCUUCUGCCACAGCUGCACCCCUUUCCCCGUGCCCAGUGACUUGGGAGACGACACCGGCAUCUCCCACAUCACCUGUGAAAAUCUGUCCCAUUGUGGCGGAGCCCGAGCAGGAACCCCACAGGUCUCACUCUUCGAACCACACAGAUUCUGAGAUUGAGGCGUCUCCAGCUGCCACCGAACCUGCAGAGGAGGAGAAAGAAAAGAAGAACCUGGAGAGUAAGGAGAACCUGGAGAAGACAGAGCAUGUGGAGAAAGUGGAGAAGAAGGGAAACCCCCACAAACCCCGUCACAUCGGAGUUCCUAUGAUGAGAAUGGACCUGAUGGCUGAGAUGAAGGCCAGGCAGGAGAGAAUGGCUGGGAAGAAAACGGAGGCAGCUCACGCACAGGACAAGGUGGACGGUGACAAAGCCAAGUCAGAAGUCCAUCACGCCGUGCCAGCAGACACUGAUGAAUCUAAACCGGAGCCAUCACCCAGGGCUAAGCCAUCUGGUGUCACCCCCAAACCACCCCAGGCUACCAAAGCACCCCUGGUAGCCUGCACCUCUGGGCCCCUCAGCCCAGCUAGCCGCCGACCAAGCAGCACCUACGUCUCUGAUGAAUGUGGCAGUGCUCCAACGGGCAGCUUGUCUCCCAAAGCACCACUUCCUGCUCCUCGCCUGAAGAGGGCACCAUCAGAACAGGAGCGAGCGAGUACCAGCAGCAACCCUGCAGAAGCUCUCUCUCCUCAGAAGGCAGGUGAGAGUUCCACAGACGGCGAUGUGUUUGAUGGAUCCGUCGAAGGCGCAGCGUCUGGCGCGGGCAGCCAGCGGUCGUCAUCUCUGAAGAGGACAGUCAACCUUUCAGCUGCAAGCGAGGACAACCGAGAGCGCACCAAAUCCCUCCCUGCCUACGUGAGGCCUCCAUCUCUGUCUGACGCACCUCCGAGUCCAGCUGAUGAAGAGGCCGAUCUGAAGUCUAACAGCAAAUCAGAGGACGAGUCCAGUGAUGACACGACAUCAGUCUGACACCUGUAAGGUGUUUGCAGUCACCUAAAUCCUGCUCGGCCACCUUUAAGGAGGCCGAUCUCGUUCAUACGGACAAAGACACACGUGUAAAUAUUUUUCUUUGUACGUGCAGUGGAUGCUGCACUUUGUCAUGCUGUUAUCAGUGGGACUUUCCCGACCUUGGAUUAGUCCCAGCUGUCAAAACAACGUGCACAUCAAAACAACCCCACCACUGUUUCUGUCCAAAGCUCUAAUAGGACCAUAAAGAGCAGGAGGAUGGGUUUUAUCUGUGGCUGCUUAGAUGAACAUACUCAGCAAUAAAAAGCUCACUUAGUCCAAAGCACUGAGGAAAAUGAGUCUGACUUGUUGUUUUUGUGCGACUGUAAGAAGGUCAAAGUCUAAAAAUCUUUCUUUAUUAUCUUUAAAUCAGCAAAUUCAAAGCAGCUGGAAAAUUCUCCAACUCAUUAGAAGAGCAACAAACCAGUCAAAAAAUUCUGUUCUGAAUUUUCUGUCGCUCCGUUCUGAUAGCGAGAUAAAUCCUAAAUCAAUCUGCACAUUGUGACAGUGAUGUUUCCUCAAAGACACGCGUGUUUGAGAGCGAGUCCACUCCAUGGACUCCAGCCUGGAACAUUAAAAGCAGUGACUGGAGGUUGGGCAUGCUUUAUAUAAGCAACGUAUUAGCUUGUGCAGAAUGUAACAGAUGUUGAUUUAUGUGUAAAAGUGCUAGACUCCAGCUCUAAUGUCAUAAAACAGAGUUAAAUAUAAGGUUAAUGUCCACGACCAGCCAGCAGGCUGAGAUGAUUCCAGAUGUUCCCAGGACAAAACACAGAGUAGGGAACGAUUGUUAAACCAGAAACGAUGCGGUGUAUUUAAUUAGAGCACCAUCAGAUUAUCAUUAUUAUUUAUUUUUAUUUUUUAAUCAAGAUCGAGAUGUAACAUUUUAGCGACAUAAACGGAGCGUCAGAGGAACAGUGAGACGAUGCUGCGUUUAUGUCGAGUGGACUGUAAAUGCUGCUUUCGUCCACGUCCACUUCCGACUGCAAACCUCCAAUUAGAGCCUUCCAGUCACCGCGGAGGGAAAUGAUACAGACGCCUCAUUUCAUCCACAGCUUGGCCUUCAGCCCAGUUGAACAGUGGGUUUGAACCCAGAAAAACAGCUGCUACGCUCAUUUUACGUGAUGUGAACACAGCAAAAAAACCUCAGCAGGUGGAGACAGAGAGCAGCUCGUGCUCCUUUUAUUUAUUUGCUCAAAGUCAGGCAAAAGUAAGCCAACAAGGAGGAUGGUAAUAUGAAGAUUUGAGAUGCAAAAUUUAAAGCAACAGUUCACCCCAAACUCACGUUUGCAUGUUUUCCCCCACCCUGUAUUUCUGGAUUGUGUUGGCGUGGGUUCCCCGCUUUUUCCUAUUUAGUUUUUCUUGAUCAUGAAGUGCACAGUAGUUCUUGAAGCACCUGAAAAUACACCUGGAAACCUCUUUGCUGAAGUCACGCCCCUGUUUCUCAUGAAGUCCACAAACUUUGCUGUGAGCAGUUUCAUGUGGGAACUAUUUUCUUUCUACCAAACUACAACCAUCCAACAGUCUGCUCAGGCAAACGAGCACGUACCCAUGUUGGGACGUGAUUCCUGUUACGGGAUGUAAACACUGACGAGUCCUUAAUGUUGGCUGUCUGCGUGCUUCUCUGGGCUGGUAGAGCUAUGGUAACCGUUCCCAUGUGAAGCUGCUCUUUCCACGGCUCGUGGAGGGUUUUUUAUAACGAGCCGGUCAUGAUGUCUGGAAAGACGCAUCACUGCUGAGCUAUUCAAAGGUACUGUUUGGCCCUUAGAGCACCCCGAGGUGAGUUCACAUCUCUGCAGCUGAUCUCUCAGAAAAAAUAGCACAUUUGAUUUGGAGGUGAACUGUCCUGUAAUAUUUAAUUGGUUCUAUCUAAAUGAAAAUAAGCAGUGCGUGUAUCCGAAACAUCUAACUGCCUUUGGUAAAUGUCACCAUCUGUUACUCUUCUGCUAUCACGAGUCCAUAAAGGUUCAGUGUUUAAACAAACAAAGUGAUUUCUGUUCAUCAUGUACUGCUGCCCUCACCGAUGUAUCCUGUAAAUAUGAGCCGACACUGAUUACAGACUAAGAGGGGUUUGUGUCAUGUGAUUUAAAAUCCUUGGUGAUGGGUUUCUUUUCUUUUUAUCUGUUUUUAUAGAUUUGCUGUAAAUGUGACAGCGCACGGUCAGAUAUUUCUGUAUUUGAAUGUUUAUACCAAUAAAUAUUAUUUUACUUGUG